UCGGCGCACACAAAUUUAACUUUGACCCCAUCGAGUAGUUAAUUGUUUUGAUUGAGCCGGUUAGUAUUCCUAGCAAGUUUAAGACAUUGACUAGAUACUAAAAUAUCUUACAAAGCUAUUAGAAUUUUUUUAAAUAAUGAUGUGUUAGGAUACAUUCGGCGUUGUUUCUGACUAAAAUGUUUUCUAAUCGGUAAGCUAACGUUAGCUGUCUGGCUAACGUUGCGUACGUAGCUUUGGUAACAUGACGAUGGCCAGGAGCUGCGUGUAGAAGCGACCGACCAGACAUCGGAUCUCGUCGAUUUCCUGCUUGCCAAUCAUUCUUUUGCACGAUUAUGUUGUCUUUGUGUACGACAGCCCUCUAAACUGUAUUUCAAAUCAAUCAAAACUGGCUACAUUUAUCUGUGUUUUAAUUUUCAAAAGUUUUUUAGUGUAUAAUUGCAUCACUUUCACUCUCGUCCAAUGGGUGAGGAAAAGCCGGACACACUGGAUUUUGUGAAGGAUUUUCAGGAGUAUCUGAGCCAGCAGACUCAGCAUGUCAACAUGAUUUCAGGCUCUGUCAGCGGCGUCAAGGAGACGGACGAGCUGCCAGCAGACUGCAGUCAAAAUGGGCUGGAUCACCCCUCAGUGGACAUGUCAUUGGAGGACAGCUCAGGGAUCUUAGUGGAUGGUUUUGAGAGGACCUAUGACGGCAAACUCAAAUGUCGUUACUGCAACUAUGCCACCAGAGGCACAGCGCGACUCAUUGAACAUAUCCGCAUCCACACAGGAGAGAAACCUCACCGCUGCCACCUGUGCCCAUUUGCUUCAGCCUAUGAACGCCACCUCGAGGCCCAUAUGCGCUCACACACUGGUGAGAAGCCUUACAAGUGUGAGCUUUGCUCCUUUCGCUGCAGUGAUCGUAGCAAUCUGUCACACCAUCGACGUCGACGUCACAAACUCUUGCCAAUGAAAGGCGCUCGAUCACUUUCCCAUAAGAAGAUGCUGAGUGUUUUACAGAAAAAAGCCAGUUCGCUGGGCUAUGGUCGACGGCUCCUCAUCAACUUUAGCCCCCCUUCUAUGGUGGUGCACAAGGCUGACAAUGUGAACGAUUUCUCCCAUGAGCUGCCCCACUUACGUCAGGAAACAUAUGAUAAUCAGAGUAGAGCAGUUGAAGAAGGUCUGUCCACAAAUCAAAAUCACCAUCACCAUGAUAUGGUCAUGGAUAACCCCCUGAAUCAACUGUCCACACUGGCAGGCCAAUUGGCCAGCCUCCCUUCAGAGUCCCAGGCCCAGACUCAACCUCCCAUGUCUCCUGGAGCAGAGUCUGUCGUGGAUGAGAAGCCUUUCCUCAUUCAGCAGCCGCACCCUGCCACAGCUCCUGUGGCUGUCACAGUCAGCAUUACUCAUCCUUCUUCCUCAUCCCCAGUCACCCCAGAGCCCCGGGCUCCUCCACACAGUAACUGCAGUCCUGGAAGUGGACCAUGCAGUGAGCACAGUGGGCACACCAGUACUCCCAGUAUCUCUAACAGCCAGCCCAGCACACCGGCCCCAGGCCUGUCCGCCCCACUUCAAGACCCCCAUAUGCUACAUCACUGCCAACACUGUGACAUCUACUUCCCUGACAACAUCCUCUACACCAUCCACAUGGGGUGCCAUGGCUAUGAAAAACCAUUCCAGUGCAACAUCUGUGGCCACAAAUGCAAGAGCAAGUAUGACUUUGCCUGCCACUUUGCACGUGGACAGCACAAGUAAUGACUGACCAAGGAAAGAACUUUGAACAGACAGCUUUGUUUAAUUCUAUAGUAAUUUUAUUUAUUGAUCUUUUACUUAGCCUUUAUGUAGCCCAGUUUGUAAAAGCUGUACUUAGACAAGAAAAUGUCAGCAUUUAGAUAUUUUCAUUUAGCAUAUUUAAAGGUGCCCAUUCCAGUGUAUUACAGAGGAAUGAUCAGUGUUUUGGACAGGUUGAGAAUUUAUUUGUGGUGGUGUAGGCAGCUACAUUCCAAUAAUCUCAUAAAUCUUAUAAAUUCUGUCCCCACUUAGCUAAACUACAGAACAUGAAGGUGGGUAACAAAAUCACAAUCAUAGAUAGAGUGUAAAAUAGGGGAACUGAUACAGUAAAUGGAGCACAUUUGUAAUUUCCCUUGAACAUGUUUAAUUAACAUAUAUACCAAUGUUUAAGUGAGAAGAAUAAGAUUAUUGUUGCAUAAAAGGUAAAUGUCUGGAAGUAGAAAGGUUGUUUUGCUUCCAGUGAAGUGGUAAUAGUUUCACUUAAUGUUUUGCAAAAACAAAAACUGUUUGCAGAGUUGCUAAAUACUAUAUAUUAGUUGAUUUAAAUCACUAUGAAACAAGUAUCACACAGUGGAAAAGCUCAGCUUACUUUCUGAAAUAGCUCUCAACACAUUCAUUGUGAAAAAUACAAAGUGCAUUUGAAAGAAGGACAAGUCUGUGAGUGCCACACAUAAAUUCUCAACACUCCUGGACUAUAUCUACCUAUUGCUCUGACAAUAUUGAUGCAGAGUGAAACUGUUAGCCCUGAGUGAUCUUAUUUAAGCCUUGUUGAAAUUAUUUUAGUGCUAGGUGCAUUAUUACUAUUUUUUGCAGUGCCUGACAGAGUCACUUUCUUGUGUCCAAUUUGGAUAGGACUGUUAUUUAUAGACAAAUAGAUAUUACAAUAUACUUUUCUUACUUCAAUGACCUGACCCAGAACCUUAUGGAAAAAGUUUGGUUAUUGUAGAUUUACUGUGGGAGCCAUUGUUUUUUGUUUGUUUUGUUUUUUGUUUUAUUUUUAAAAUUGUUGGGCCAAAAUUUAGUUCCAUAAAUGCUGCUAAGAAACAAGAGUUUAUGCCAGCUCUACUGUAUAGAUGGCAUCAACGGUGACACUUGGCCAAACUUUGGUGGUUUUUGGUCUGCCAACUGCUUUGUUGUGUUGUUUCGAAGUUCCUCCAUACAGUGCCCUACCAUUGUGGUGGUAACUCACUUUGUUUAAAGGGGUUUAUUCAUUUAGGUGCGUCAUGUGCACCUAAAUUCUGAUCUUUUGAUAUUGUAUGAAGUCAUUUUGAUAUCCAGUAUCUCUGUGUUUAGGACAGAAUCACUAAGUCUUGUCUCUCAUAUAAAAACUUUCUCAGAAUUGCCACGUAGCACCGGGAUUGCCACCUUUAGGCCUUUGUGAUAACUCACACUGAAAUCCAGUCACAUGGAUCUCAGUAUUUUUCUGAAUAUUUACUGCAUAUUGUAUUCUGAAUGGUUGGAUAAAUGUUCAGUGUAAAGAAAGAAAGAAAAAAAAAAGCUAAAAUAUGUUGCAGUAAGACUGCAACUUUAGCAAAGUUGUCUUUUGUCAUGGGUACUGUUGUCUUUGCUUAGCAACAUGUGUAGAGAAUAAAGUUCAUGUUUUUAGAAGCAUCUCUGUGUUACCAAAUUUACCAGUAAUGGGGACAUCCAGUAAUAGUUGCCUUAUGUUCUCUGUGUUGUUGAUUCAUUGAUAGUGGUGAAUGUUUAAGCCUUCUGGCGAUCAUGAUCUCCCCAAGCUGAGAUGGCAAAUCAUUUUAUUGUGAGAUGGAUUUAUCUAAUUUAUAAGUAAAGUGUUUUCUAACCCAGUCUUUGCCUUCUGUUUUCUUUUUUUCUUUGUACUCAAUAAGACAAAUAAAAAACAGUAAUAUUUCCUG
Melanotaenia boesemani (Boeseman's rainbowfish) is the source of this 3641-nucleotide messenger RNA. It is a transcript of the gene ikzf5, whose product is annotated as IKAROS family zinc finger 5. Lineage: Eukaryota; Metazoa; Chordata; Actinopteri; Atheriniformes; Melanotaeniidae. The record is from RefSeq and is a predicted model, not a curated record. Gene Ontology annotation, molecular function: RNA polymerase II cis-regulatory region sequence-specific DNA binding; DNA-binding transcription factor activity. Gene Ontology annotation, biological process: regulation of transcription by RNA polymerase II. The coding region runs from base 460 to 1731 and encodes 423 amino acids. The transcript has 4 exons.